Messenger RNA from Trichoderma asperellum CBS 433.97, 1828 nucleotides. RefSeq lists its product as uncharacterized. Gene Ontology annotation, biological process: transmembrane transport; carbohydrate transport. The record is from RefSeq and is a predicted model, not a curated record. Gene Ontology annotation, cellular component: membrane. Gene Ontology annotation, molecular function: carbohydrate:proton symporter activity. Lineage: Eukaryota; Fungi; Ascomycota; Sordariomycetes; Hypocreales; Hypocreaceae.
GCUGAUUUUGACUACUUCUUUACUUAUAUGCGGACGAAUUACUUUAACCAAGAAUAUGUCUCAUCUCCAGCCUCUAGAGAUGUCUCUGGGAGCAGAUAAGAAAGCAGAGGUCGAAUGUGCACCUCAAUUUGAAGCCUUCGAAACAGUGGAAAACUGGACCAACCUCGCCGAAGACGCUCGCAAUGCAACAGAGGAAGAACAUAGUUUGACCUUCCUCAAGGCAGUCAAGAUGUACCCACAAGCAUGUUUGUGGUCUAUGAUUGUCUCAAUCGUUGUUAUCAUGGACGGAUAUGACACGGCUCUCAUCGGCUCUCUUUUCGCGUAUCCCGCUUUCCAACGGCAAUUUGGGAAUCCCCAAGGGCAAGGAAAAUACCAGUUGGAGGCAAAGUGGCAGACUGCUUUAGGACUGGCCAGUCCCCUGGGUAACAUCGUUGGUAUUUAUAUCAACGGCCUUAUUACUGAGUGGUUUGGUCACAAAAAAGCCGUUCUGGGAACUCUCGUGUUUCUCAGCGGUGUUCUGUUUAUCCCCUUCUUUUCAAAGACCAUCGAGGUGCUAUUUGCCGGCGAGUUGCUCUGUGGUUUGGCAUGGGGAGUUUUCACCACUUUGGCUCCAGCAUAUGCCUCAGAAGUUGCUCCAGUAGCCCUUCGUGCAUACCUCGAGACUUUCGUUGUCCUUUGCUGGGGAAUCGGCCAGUUCGUUUCAUACGGCGUUCUCUACAGCUUGGUAAAUCGCACCGAUGAAUGGUCUUGGCGAAUCCCACUGGCUAUUCAAUGGGUUUGGCCUGUUAUUGUUAUUCCUCUGCUCUUGUUUGCCCCUGAGUCUCCAUGGUGGCUUGUUCGAAAAGGUCGUAUAGACGAAGCGGAGCAGUCCAUGAAGCGACUUUCCUCCAAGAAAUCGCAUACCGGCAAGCAAUCCGUUGCUUUGAUGGUUCAAACUACCAACCUAGAGACAGCCAUGACGGAAGGCUCCUCAUACAGGGAUUGCUUUCGUGGAACGAAUCUGUGGCGCACCGAAAUUGGAUGCGUUGCUUGGGCGUCUCAGGUUCUCUGUGGCUUUGCCAUCGCUAAUUACUCGUCCUACUUUUACGAGCAAGCUGGGUUGCCGGCAGCAAAUGCUUACAAAAUGACAAUUGGACAAGGGGGCAUUCAUUUCUUGUGUACUCUAUUUUCGGUCUUUGUGACUGCACGAUUCGGUCGACGUGGGAUCAUGCUCUUCGGAUAUGCCGGCAUGUCCUGUGCCAUGUUUAUUCUUGGAUUUCUAGCACUUGCGCACCAGACAACAGGUUUCGGUUAUGGCCAGGCUAUUAUGUAUCUCGUCUGGUACGUCAUCUAUCAGCUGACUAUUGGUCCGACUGCCUACAUCGUUGUUGGCGAGAUAUCUUCCACCCGCCUUCGGUCAAAGAGUAUUUCUCUGGCUCGUAACGCAUACAAUGUUGCGAAUGUGUUUAGCGCCACUGUAGCUCCCUAUACCCUGAAUCCUACUGCGGGAAACUUGAAAGGUAAAACAGCCUUCUUGGCCGCCGCUUUCUCGCUGCUUUGUUUGUCAUGGGGGUACUUUCGCCUCCCUGAAAGCAAAGACAGGACGUACGAAGAACUGGAUCUUUUAUUUUCCAAAAAUCUGAAGGCGCGUGAAUUCAAAAAUGCGUCUAUCGACGGAAGAGAAAUGCCUGAAUUUACCAAAUAACAAUAAACUCACAUCAUGACGUGCUUCCAAUGUUUCAGCUUUUUCUUAAGGGACUUUUUAGUAGUGCUGUUAGUUUAGCCAGAUGAAAUCCAAUUUUCAUGUUCGAAUUCCAGCUAGGUCAUCUUAUAUUAAACUAUUUUCAAG